AUGUCCUCAUACAAAUCAACAUUCAACAACUCUCCCCGUUCGUCGCCCUUCCGCCGUCCGGGUUCACCAGGCUCCCCUACCCUCGUCAGCUCUGGAAGACCGGCAACUCCUCCAACCAACAGAAGCGCCGCUUCACCUUUGACCUCGCCAUCUAAGCUUAAGCAUGCCUAUACAGUCUCGGAAGAAGAAGAGGAAAGCGAGAUCAUGGUGUCAACCCCAUCAAAAACCACAGCAGAUCCGUCCUUUAGAAGAGCUCAAACUGAACCCCCUUCGUCAUCAACGACUCGUCGCUCACAACCUCCUUCGCCCUCAAAACACGACGCAACCCCGCUCCUGAUGCCCAAUACAAACAAUUCAAUUAGCAGAGAGCCACGCAGGCUCGUCUCAAACGGUAUGCUCUCUCAAAACGAUAACCUCUCAAAACUCCCUCCGCAACUCCUGCAUAACAUGCGCGAAUCCUUCUCCGUCCUGGACUCCAAUUCCAACGGCACAAUCGACGCCUCUUCUGUGGCUGAAACGCUGCAGUCCCUUGGACUACAUGAAAGCAACCUGUCUCAAUUCUUCCCGCCGGGACAACCGCAACAGAUGUCCCUGCCACAAUAUCUGAGUCAGCUGGCCAAUAUAUUAGUCGGAUUAUCGCCUCAGCAAGAACUUCUCAAUGCUUUGUCUGCCUUCGACGACGAUGAUAGCGGGCAAAUCGACGUUGCAGAGCUGCGUGCAGCGUUAUUGAGCACGGUGCCAGAUCCGGGGGAACGACCGCUGACCGGAAAGGAUAUUGACCGAGCCAUGGAAGGCUUCACGGGAAGGAGGAUUCUCGGCAAAAACGUGAUUGGUAUUGCUGGCGUGAGAGGCUUAAAGGAUCCCGCGCCAAAGAAAGGAGGCGACGUGUUUCGAUACCAGGAGUUUGUGGCGAAUUUGACGGGCGGGCCUGCCACGGACUCUGUACGUGCGCAGAGUGUUGCUUCGCUGUAG
Cladophialophora bantiana CBS 173.52 is the source of this 972-nucleotide messenger RNA. RefSeq lists its product as uncharacterized. Gene Ontology annotation, biological process: actomyosin structure organization; mitotic cytokinesis. Gene Ontology annotation, cellular component: myosin II complex; cytoplasm. Gene Ontology annotation, molecular function: calcium ion binding; myosin heavy chain binding; cytoskeletal motor regulator activity. The transcript has 2 exons. The coding region runs from base 1 to 972 and encodes 323 amino acids. The record is from RefSeq and is a predicted model, not a curated record. NCBI's taxonomy places the organism in Eukaryota, Fungi, Ascomycota, Eurotiomycetes, Chaetothyriales, Herpotrichiellaceae.